Octodon degus (degu) is the source of this 1720-nucleotide messenger RNA. It is a transcript of the gene Chic1, whose product is annotated as cysteine rich hydrophobic domain 1. The coding region runs from base 131 to 799 and encodes 222 amino acids. The transcript has 6 exons. The record is from RefSeq and is a predicted model, not a curated record. NCBI's taxonomy places the organism in Eukaryota, Metazoa, Chordata, Mammalia, Rodentia, Octodontidae.
AGGCGCGGCUCCACGAGCCUAGUCCCAGCCUCCCUCUCCGCUCUCCCGCCUCAGUUCCCCCUCCUCCUCCUGCACCUCCGCAGGUUCAAACUCUCCUUGCGGAGCGUGGCUGCGAUCACGGGGUCACGUGAUGAGCAUCCUGCUGCCCAACAUGGCGGAGUUCGACACCAUCUCGGAACUGGAGGAGGAGGAGGAAGAAGCAGCAACGUCGUCGUCGUCGUCGUCGCCGUCGUCGUCGGUGUCUGGGCCCGAAGAUGACGAGGAAGAUGAUGAGGAUGAAGAGGAGGUGGAGGAGGAGGAGGACGAAGAGGAAGGGGUAGAGGAGGAGGAGCCGCCCCCGCCGCGGGUCGUGAGCGAGGAGCAUCUGCGGAGAUAUGCCCCCGACCCUGUGCUGGUGCGGGGCGCCGGCCACAUCACUGUGUUUGGCUUGAGCAACAAGUUUGAUACUGAAUUUCCUUCAGUUCUAACAGGGAAGGUAGCCCCAGAAGAAUUUAAGACCAGCAUUGGCCGUGUGAAUGCAUGUUUGAAAAAGGCUCUCCCAGUCAAUGUGAAAUGGCUGCUGUGUGGAUGUCUCUGCUGCUGCUGCACACUGGGUUGCAGCCUGUGGCCUGUUAUUUGUCUCAACAAAAGAACCAGAAGAUCAAUUCAGAAGUUACUAGAAUGGGAAAAUAACAGAUUAUAUCACAAGCUUGCUUUGCACUGGAAGUUGACUAAAAGGAAAUGUGAAACUAGCAAUAUGAUGGAGUAUGUAAUAAUAAUAGAAGUCUUACCAAAAUAUCCCAUAUUCCGACCUGACUGAGAAGUUUUAUUCAGUCACUUCUAUGUUACCUGUCAUUUCCUACCCUUAGUGCCUUGUAGAUGAGUUUUGGAAUGAAGAUGGUCUUCUUUGCUGUAUUCAACUUAUUCUUUAUAAUGGUAGAAUAUUCUCCUCACUCUUCUAUUUGUGUUUGUAUAAGAAGAAAAUUUGCACAUCUUUUUUUGUUGUUGUUCAAUUAAGCUUGUGUUUUGCACUCUAAAAUUUUUAAAUACACAUAUACAUAUAUAUAUAUAUAUAUAUAUAUAUAUAUAUAGUUGCCACUAAAAAUAAAGCAUCAGUAUUGGUGUUUAAAAAUGAAAACCUUGUUCUGAGCAUGCUGCCUUAUAAUUUUCAUACUCAGUGUUUCUAAAUAUGCAUCAUUUUUCUAGGCUACUUAAUGCUCUGUAAUCCCUUACUGAACACUUAAAUACGCUUUUGGUAGCUUUUAGAAAUGGUUUUACUCUGCUUUUAAAGGACAUGCAAUUAAUAGUUCUGGUUCUGUCCUGCACUUUGCUAAAUUCUUUAUGUUAGUGGAUAAAAUAUUUAAACUUCUAAAGACUUGUAAAUAUUGUCUCUGCGUAAUGUAAAAUGUGGUAUGCCAUGGUUUACAGAAUGUAAUAUUACUCUUACUAUAUUGCCAACAAUUCUGCAUAGAUUUUUAAUAUGAAUGAAAAAUGAAAUUUGCAAGCACCCUUUUGAAUGUAGAGACCGUUAACAUACAGUAUUCUGGCAAAGCCAUGAGUUUGUUAAAAUUUCAGGUGUAGGGCUGGGCUGACUUUUGUGUAACAAGCAGAUUCAAAUUGAAAUAAUUAUCUCAGCUAUUGUGCAUUGUACCUGAAAUGAAGAACCUUGUUUUCCCCCUUUUAUUCCAUAGUUCCCAGUUUGACUUCUGCUCCAUAAAAAUAACUGAUUUUACAUGUGAUA